GCUGGGAAUAACAGCAAUGUAUCAAACGUGAGAUCGUAUCAUCCAAUAACAAGUUCCUUCCUGCCCUCUUUAUGCAACUAGUGUCAUCUAGUUUCAGGAAGGGAAUGAUGAAAUGUACAGUCUCAUGCAGCUGGGCUUUAAUUGCUCUGUUGUGAGACCAGGGAGAAAUGAGAGACAACCCAAGCAACUGCCUGGCCAGAUAUUAUAAAUCCUAAUAACUCAAGGAUCUUCUAUUUCUGCUUUGCCUAUCCGGAGUGCAAAAUCAACUUAAAGAAAACAGGAAGAUGGACAGAAAUGCAUCUGGGAAGGGAAAAAUCCGGAUUUCUAAGAGCCUCUCAUCAGGUGAAAAAGAAGCUGUGGCUUAUAGAAGAGAAUCAGUGAAAAAGGGGCUUGCCAAACUUGGAAUCUCAGCUGAUGUGAACAAAAUGCCCAAUAUUGCAAUCCUGGGAUCGGGGGGAGCUCUGCGGGCAAUGAUUGCCCUUUAUGGGACACUGGUGGAGUUAAAGAAGAGCAAUAUAUUGGACUGUGUUACAUAUCUAGCUGGAGUGUCGGGUUCUACCUGGUGUAUGUCAUCCAUCUACAAAUUUGAUGACUGGCCACAGAAAAUAGAGUCCUUGGAAAAACUUCAAGUUGAUAAGCUUGCCCAAAACAAGUGGAGUGUGAAAGAGGGAACAGGAGCUGUAGCUGAUGCUGCAGAUGAAGAAAACUACUCUCUGACAGAUUUUUGGUCCUAUAUAAUUGUCCACCAGUUGCUAACAGAGUUGGAUGAGGCUGAACUUUCUACACAUAAAGUGCCUGCAGAAAGAGGGCGAGUUCCCUAUCCUAUCUAUGCGGCUGUGGACAAAAACACCUACCAUAAACAAAAUGAAGGCACCUGGUUUGAAUUUACCCCACAUGAAGUUGGAGUUCCUGGCCUAGGAGCAUAUGUAGACAUCAGAUACUUUGGGAGUGUAUUCGAAAACUGCCAACUGAAAGAAGAGAAAGAGCAGAAAAACAUCUGCUACCUGCAGGGUUUAUGGGGAAGUGCCCUUGGCAGUGAGAGAGAAAUUUAUGAGUCUAUAAAAGAUUCCUUAGGUUUAUUUCCAAACCAGGACAGAUUGAGAGAUGGAGAUGAUGAAACUUGGGAUUUUCAGGUUGUUAGCACAUUCUACCAAGCCUAUCAGUGUGUUGUGGAGCUACACUUGCGUGUAGUAGAUGGCAAAGAAGUGGAUGCACUUUUUGACCGCCUUGAAAAGCUCCUGAACACCCCCAAGACCACCAAAAGCUAUGAAAUGGUCCGAAAGAUGCGUAAGACCUGGUCUUCUUCAGAUGCAACAAAAAGAAAGAAUGACUGUAUUGGGCUGGGCAAAGCUUUGGAGUCAGAUUUUGGAGUAGUGGAAAUGAUUCUGGGCAAGCCCUUGAAAGUCAUUAAAGACAAGGUUGUGGAGAAACCUAUGGAAGUAAUUAAAGAUAACAAAGUAGUAGACACAAUUGUGAACAAGCCUAUGGAAACAAUUAAAGAUAACAAAGCAGUGGACAUGGUUAUGAACAAACCUAUGGAAACAAUUAGAGAUGGCAGUCAAGCAGUCUCUUCUGGAAGCAAAGAAGGUGAUCAGCUGACUCCAAGGGGAAAACCUCCCUCAGAAAAACCAACAGAAAAGCCAACAGAAGCAGCCAACGUUGGCCUUAAGGUCCUACGAUUUGUCAACGUGGUGAGAAAGACUUAUUCCUGCCUUUUGUCGUGGACAUGGGGGACCGUCAACAACUUCUUGUAUAAAUGCUCUUCUGUUAAUUCUCCUGCCUUGGCGGAGGAACCGGUCCUCAAUCUGAUUGAUGCUGGUUUGGCCAUAAACACUGCUUACCCACUUAUGUUGCACCCUGAGAGAAAUGUCAAGCUCUUCCUCUCUUUUGAUUUCAGCUCUGGGGAUCCUUUUGAGACCCUCAAAAAAACCAUUAACUACUGUGAAAAACUAAGAAUCCCAUUUCCCAGAAUUGAUGAAAAAGAACUGAAUGACACAGAGAAUCCAAGAGACUGCUACAUCUUCAGAGGAGAUAAUGGCGUAACGGUCAUGCAUUUCCCACUGUUCAAUGAAGUGAACUGCCCAGGAAAAAUUAAAGAAUACAGUGACCAAUUUUCCACCUUCAAGAGGAACUAUAGCCGUGAAGAAAUUGAAAAGCUCAUAAUUGCAGCCAAGACAAAUGUCAUCAACGUUAAGCAGAAGAUUGAGGAAGAGAUCAAGCGUACUAUGGGUUCACAACGUGCUUAAACAAAUCGCUUCCAAUUUAACCAUUGCUUUAAAGGCUGGUUUGUACAA
Heteronotia binoei (common prickly gecko) is the source of this 2294-nucleotide messenger RNA. Its product is annotated as cytosolic phospholipase A2 gamma-like. The record is from RefSeq and is a predicted model, not a curated record. NCBI's taxonomy places the organism in Eukaryota, Metazoa, Chordata, Lepidosauria, Squamata, Gekkonidae. Gene Ontology annotation, biological process: glycerophospholipid catabolic process. Gene Ontology annotation, molecular function: calcium ion binding; calcium-dependent phospholipid binding. Gene Ontology annotation, cellular component: nuclear envelope; cytosol; nucleoplasm. Bases 285 to 2246 code for a protein of 653 amino acids. The transcript is spliced from 19 exons.